Rhodofomes roseus is the source of this 2238-nucleotide messenger RNA. RefSeq lists its product as uncharacterized. The transcript has 3 exons. Lineage: Eukaryota; Fungi; Basidiomycota; Agaricomycetes; Polyporales; Fomitopsidaceae. The record is from RefSeq and is a predicted model, not a curated record. The coding region runs from base 1 to 2238 and encodes 745 amino acids.
AUGACCCAAGCUCCCGCAUCGACCCCGCCCCUCGGCCGCGACGGCCGCACACUGACCUCGAACGAAAGCCCGACAACCGUUAGAGCGAUGACCUCGUCGUCGCAGUCGCCGAGGCUCUCCCCUGGCCUAUCCUAUGCAUCCGCGGUCGCUGGGUCUCCCACCCAGGCAAAAGCCAAUGGCAACCACACAGUCCCAACUGGCCCUGCGUCGCCAUCGCCUCCCGCCCCCGUAGCUACUGAAACCAAUGUCCGCGGCCGGGACGUCCGCCCUGCCACUGAGUCAGUCGACCAGCAGACAGGAUGGACUGUCGUGUCGCAUAAAAAAGGGAAGGCCAAGGCCACCGCCGGCCGUCUUGGGACCAACACACAACGUCCCAGCGUAAUACACCGCACCGUGCUCGAGGACCAGCCCAUGGAGACCGAUGAAUCGGGCAGCGCAUCCCGCAAGCGCCGCCGCGUAGAGGAAGACCUCGGUAACGAGGACUCCCCUUCUAUCCAAACGCGUAAGCAGAACGUACGCGCGCAGACGUCCACCCCCGCUGCCUCCCCUCUCCCCGCGUCCAACUCGGGCCCCUCUGAACCCUCGCUACGUACAAACAACCACGCGCACACGAACGAACCAUCUACCUCCCAGAGCCGCGAUUCGAAUGCCGACAGCACGUCCGACCUCAACUUUACAGUCAUCCCUGAUUCGGACGUUGUCGAGGCGCUCCUGGCCCCCCCAAGCAACGAGUCUCCUCAGACCCCGCGCCGCGACUCUACGUCAGGGCGCCGUCACAGCGGACUCAGGAUGCGGGCAUCCAUCGACACCUCUGACGACGAUGACGACCUCUCCUACCUAGGCGACAUCCUCCCGCUUUUCCCGCUUCCUCCCUCCUCGCUCCCGUCCAGCACGCCGCGCACGCCCGUCUCCCGUCGGACUCAACGUCCUGCGACCCCAUUUGCGCCUCCUCGCGGUCACCACUGGUCAGAGGUCGGCAACAACAGCAUCAACGGUGAUGGCCCCACGCGGCUGUCGCUGCAAACGCCCUCGAUUCCUGAAGUUGAGAUGGACGACGCCACCAGACUCCCUGAUACUCCUGUCCCUACAUCCUCCUCUCACACUCGUCGCCGUAUCCGUCGUCUCCUCCUUCGCCGAGAGCGUCGAGAACAUCGCUCUGCCCCCGCCCCUAGCCCUUCCCCAAGCUUGAGCAGUGACGACCCUGACGACGCUCAGGCCCCCUUCGACGUCGAUGCCCUCGACCCCGACUUCAUUGUCCCUCCCUCCGGCUCCUGGCGCCAGGUGCAAGGCGACAGCACUGUCUGGAGGGGACGCGGCAUGGCCGCUGGACAACGCGAAUCCUGGAACGCCCUCGACGCCGCGGAGGCCGUCCUAGCCGUCCAGAUCCCCCUCCACGGCACUGAAGAACCCGGGGUCAGUACACGAAUAGAAAUUAUGCUAGACGUCUUCCGACGCACGUUGCUGAUCCCCGGAACGUUCAUCCUCCCAGCUUACUCGAUCGCCGGCUUUCAUGGGAUGAAUACGGAGCCGUUCUGGUACCUCGCGCGAGGAAUUCCUCUAUCAAAGAUCAUGGCUCUUGUUAAUAUUGGUUGGCUUAACUCAUCCCCUGUAACCCUCCACUUCGACUUCUGGCGCGAUACAAAUCCCCAUCUUUGUGGUAUGUUCCGAUUCAUUUACAGAUUCGGUGCGCAGACCAAAGCCGAGUACGAGGAGCUCAUCCGUCGAGCCCUUCUCGAUACUGACUUGUUCGACACUACCUACGACGUCCUGACGCGUGACAUCUCACGCGGCGGGACAUGGAGCGGCUCAACAAGGAUCGAUGCCUUGAACGCCAUCCUCGACUCAAUUGAUGUCGACAUAAUCCAUUGUCGUGUUACUACUAACACAACAGAACCUGUUGCGGUCAUAUACGUCAGGCCACCCACAUCGGACCGUCGCGACUGGCUGCGUUUCAGCAGCCAUUUCAAACGCCACCAGUUUGGUUCGAGCAUCGCUGGACACCCCGAGCCAUUCACAAGCCGAGUCUGGUGUGGCUAUUGCCAUUCGCUCGGUCACAUCACGGGCGCAUGUCCGGUACGUCGGACAAUUGGUUGGCACGAGCCGCCCCUCCAGGCCCCGCAGAUGAUACAACCCCCGCCGCAGCAAAAUGCUACGAAUGGCAGAGGCAAUGGUCGUGGCAAUGGCCGUGGCAACGGACGCGGCCGUGGUGGCCGUGGUCGAGGAAAUGGUAACUUCUGA